Molecule: messenger RNA, 1953 nt
Organism: Caenorhabditis angaria
Lineage: Eukaryota; Metazoa; Nematoda; Chromadorea; Rhabditida; Rhabditidae
Source: the annotation of a GenBank genome assembly
AUGGCCGAACAAGAGGUGACUAUAAUCCAAGAAGGUAAACUGAUUUUAUUAUCCAGGAAGGUGAACUAACUUGAAAUAUUUCAGGAAAGGCAAAAGUCGGUUUCCAUGGCCCUGUAUUCUAUAACCCGGUGCAGGAAUUUAAUCGUGAUUUGACUGUGACAGUUCUCCGACAAUUUGUAGAUGAUCGAAUGAAAGCGCGAGCAAAAGUUGAAGAAUCUGAUGAGCCACCAGCAAAAAAGAACAAACUUCUCACAGAAAACGAUAACGGUUCGAUUAGAAUCCUCGACGCUUUGUCUGCCUCAGGACUUCGAGCGCUCAGAUUUUCGCAAGAGGUUGAAAAUGUUGAAUUUGUGAUGGCUAAUGAUUUCUCGGAAAAUGCAGUUGAAUCGAUCAAAGAGAAUGUGAAAUUGAAUAAUGUUGAGGGAAAAGUUCGACCGCAUUUUGGAGAUGCUAUGUGAGUUCUUUGAAAUGUUUUCUGAAAUCAAUAUGAUUUUGAAAUUCAGAAUGACGAUGAUGACGCAUCGCACAUUGGAUAAACGUUUCCACGCGGUCGACCUAGAUCCAUAUGGCUCUGCCUCAUUAUUUCUGGAUUCAGCAGUUCAAUCAGUCGCAGACAAGGGAAUCUUGAUGAUAACCUGCACAGAUAUGGCAGUUCUUUGUGGAAACACACCAGAAGCAUGCUAUAACAAAUAUGACGCGGUGACAACACGAACCAAAUUCUGUCAUGAGAUGGCUCUUCGAAUUUUGCUUCGCUCCAUCGAUUCACACGCCAAUCGAUAUACCAGAUAUAUCGAACCACUCGUCUCGAUUUCAGUUGAUUUUUAUGUGAGAGUCUUUGUGCGAGUUCAUACGGGAGCAAGGGAAAUGAAGGAUUGUGGGGCGAAAGUUGGAACAGUUCUCGUUUGCUCGGGUUGUCAGUCUUUUGAGCAAAUCCCUCUUCUCAAAAAAGUUGUGGAUGGGAAAAGUGUCAAAUUCUCCACCCCAACAAUCAAACAAACCCUGAUUGAUGGUUCAAAUCGAUGUGUUCAUUGUGGACAUGCCGUGCAUCAAAUCGGACCAAUGUAUUUGGCGCCAAUCCAUUCGAAAGACUUUGUUGCGAAAUUGCUAGGCCAACUGAAAAAUACGCCAGAAGAAUUGCGAUUGGGAACGCAUAGCAGAUUGUUGGGUGUUUUGACGACGGUUAGUGAGGAAAUCGAUGAUGCGAUUUUAUACUAUGAACAUGAUCAAUUGGCAAAUGUUGUGAAAUGUUCGGUUCCGAAGGCGAUUAAUGUGAGAAGUGCGAUUUUGAAUGCGGGAUUUAAGGUUUCCGGGUCUCAUUGUAAUCCAAGAGCAAUCAAGACAAAUGCGCCACUUCAAUUUUUAUGGGAUAUUUAUCGAAAGGUGGCGGAGGAUACGAAUGUGGAUCGGGAGAAGAGAUUGGACCCAAAAUCGGCGGGUUAUACGAUUCUUGGGAAACCUAUCAUGUAAGAUUGUUUUGAAUUUUAUGGGCCUAUGCAGAAAACAUUUCUUUCCUAUGCAGAAAAACGUCGAAAAACAAAAUAUACAGUAUUAUUUUUGAGUAGAGACAACGGGAAAUUAAGAGAGUGCAGACAGUUUUUUGUAUUUUUUUGUGCAGAAACCUAAUUUGUCUGUCUGCACUCUCUCAAUUUCACAUUGUCUCUAAUCAAAAAUAAUAAACUGUAUAAUUUGUUUUUUGACGUUUUUCUGCAUAGGCUAAAAACGGACCCUAAUAAUUUUCCAAUUCAAAAUUCCUCCCAAAUUCAUUUUUUUCUCAUUUUCCUCUCUUCCAGAUCCACAAUCGAUUUCAAAUUGCAUCCGGAAGCGGCGAAUCAAAUCAAAAAGGAAAAUAUGGUCAGAUUCCAGUGUAACAAGGGAAAAAAUUGGGGACCACGACAAAAAGCCAAGGGAUCCGUGAAUUCGGCGCAAGCCGGUUUUCAAGUCGAAAAAGUUUGA